CAUUUAAAAUUAUGGAAACUUUUCCAAAUUUUGAUUAUCAUGAUUUCAAAUUAGGCUUUUUACCGAUGAAUUCUCAAAAACAACACAAUGUUAAUGGUAAAAAUUCUUCUAUGUCUAACGAUUACCAGCAACAGACUAUCACUCUCACUUCAUCAAACAAUUUGGCUUCUGCAAAUUCCCUAAACUUUUCUCAGCAGUCUACCGCUUCACCUUUCUCUUUGAACGAUAUGUUAUCAAGUUCUAACGGUUCUGACAAUAAUUCUUGUUCAGAAUCAGUAAUGAUGUCUCCUUAUUCCGUUAUUCUAAAUUCUGGAGAGUUAACGAUGGAUGAUGCUUUCUUCGAAGACUCUGAGUUUUUUUUCGAACCUUUGGGAUCUCCGGCUUUAGUUGAUCCAUAUAUUUACUUAUCUCCUGCUUUAACCUCUUCAAUUUCGCAAUCGGAUCAAGCUAUGUGUUUAUCUGAUAAUCUGGCAAGACAACCUAAUCAAAAUAACCAAAAAAUUGAAAGAAAUAAUUCCUUGGAUCAAAUUCGAAUAAAAGAUUCUAUUCGUCACAAUGAUAAUAACUCCAAUACUGAUCCUGAUAAUAACAACAUUACGAAUAACAUAAUACCAACUAUAAUGACAGGUUCUCCUUCCAUACCACCAAAUUCGAGCAUGUCGUUGGCGUUGUCUUCGACAAAUACUAUGAUAACGUCAUCUCCAACUGCGCAGGAACCUAUGCCAAACUUGUCCCUUGGGAGUAACCUUGUAUCUGAAGCAGUGUCAACUCAAUCUCCAUAUACUCUUCUACCCACUACAACUUCUAAUAAUCCCACUUUAUCUGAUAAGAUUGCACCAAUAACACCAUCUUCAUUGAUGAAAUUGAAUGAGAAUCCCUCUUCACCCGGAUCUACUCAAAACGCUCAAAAAAUUGACAAACAACAGCAAAUUACACAAAGUUCUCGAGUAUCAAAUGAGAAACGUACUUCUAACAAAGAAUCUACUUUCGUAGUUCCUCCUCCACCGACACAGUCAAGAUCUAUCCGGGUUACAAAUAUUGAUGUGUCGCAACAUAUGCGAGCUGUAUCCCCAAACACGUCUCCAGUAUCACCAGGAACUAAUCCAAUGUUAAUGUCACCAAUGAUUUUACCAUCACCUCCGCCUGGAAAAAGGAUUAUUCAUUCAAAUCAGUCAGUUUGCACUCCAUCCACACUUAAUUCUUCAAAGAGUCCUCAAGCUUUGAAACCAACAAUAAGUCCAAAUUUAAAGCCAAGAUUGUCUGGUGUAACAGCCGAUGACGCGGCAGAACAAUUGGCAAAUAAAUCGAAUUAUGUCAGUAUUUUAGAGGCUAAUUUUUUUUUAUGUGGUAAAAGAUCUCUUGGUAUUUCCUAUUCCUCUGAUGUACAUACAAGUCUAGAAUCUCGACGCACAACUCAUAAAGCUGCUGAACAAAAACGAAGAGAUUCACUAAAACGAAGUUUUGAUGAAUUGAAAAAAGUUAUACCAAUCAACUCGACGUCCAAUAAUGCUAACAUAAAUAAUAACGGAUGUGAUGGAAACAAUAACAGUUCAAUAUCGGGCAAAAUUGUUGACAGUAAUGGAUCGAUAAAAAAUGUUUCCAAAUUGUUUUUAUUAAAACGAGCACAUGACCAUAUUGUAGAGCUUCAACAACAGACAAAAGAAAAAGAUUUGAUAAUACGAAACCUUAGGAACGAAAUUGAUGAACUUAAGGUAGUAAAAAGGCAAAAAGUUGAUCAGAUUCAGCAAGAUGAUAGUGCUGUAGCAUCAAAUAUACAGGAAUUUAAGUAA
Molecule: messenger RNA, 1790 nt
Organism: Dentiscutata heterogama
Lineage: Eukaryota; Fungi; Glomeromycota; Glomeromycetes; Diversisporales; Gigasporaceae
Source: the annotation of a GenBank genome assembly